GUCAGGGCAGGAGCCAUGGGCACGCUGAUUGACACCAUAGCACGGAGUGAGCUUCUUGCCGUCCUCGGACUGCUGGCCCUUGUGGGGACAGUCCCAUCAGUAUGUGCCUAUCGAGUGUUGGGCAUAUUUCCGAUCCCGGCUAGCAGCCACAACGUCAUGUUCGAGGCCACGAUGCAGGCCCUGGCGGACAGCGGCCACGAGGUGGUGGACUUGAGUCCCUUUCCGCUGAAGCAGCCCCGCGCCAACUACACCGACGUGGACUUGUCGAAGGAGCUCCCGACCUACGUGAACAGCAUGAAGUUCACCGAAAUGGUGGACUUUGACUUGAUGGGAUUGUUCGACUUGCUCGAUAGAAAUACUGGGCCCGGCCUUUGCCGCAAGGUGUUCCAGACCAAGCAGUUCCAGGACAUCAUGAGUGGAGCCUACGGCAAAUUCGACGUCGUCUUCACCGAGAUCUGCGGCUCUGACUGCUGGGGUCUUCGUACCAGCAAAAUCGGAUUCCUUGUCCAAAAUUACGCUUAGAGAACUUUGACGCACUCA
Molecule: messenger RNA, 540 nt
Organism: Thrips palmi
Lineage: Eukaryota; Metazoa; Arthropoda; Insecta; Thysanoptera; Thripidae
Exons: 2
Coding region: 16-522 (168 amino acids)
Source: RefSeq, a predicted model, not a curated record